UAUAUAUAUAUAUAUGUCGGAAUGGAACACACUUGAUCAACUUGAAGAACACAAAGACUAGUGAAGGAAUUAGCCCCGUAGUGAAUAAUGGGUCACAAGUGAAGAAGGAACAGUAAACACGUAAACAUGAUAAUCAAAAACAUUUUUAUAUUCAUUCUCUCUCUCACGCAUCUCCUGCAUGUUGGUGGAGCAAGGUUGAAGUGCGGGAGAAGAAGUUUAGAAAACGGAUCUGGGAUUAAGAUCGGAUCAAUGAUGGUAUUUUCCUGUAAUUCUGGUUUCAAGCUUCACGGGUCCACGUUAGGAAAGUGUGUGGGCGGAGUACUGAUUUCAGAUCUCCCGGUUUGCAGAGAGACCAAACCAGAAAAACAAUCCAAACACUUAAAUAAAUCUUUACAUCACGGGAAGGGACACGUAAACAGGAAUAAAUGGAAAAGUAACAAGGAGGAGAAACAAAUUUAUCUGGAAAACUCAUUGGAACUGCAAGCAAAGAAUAUGAUACACACCAGGGUAACACAAUCUCAUCAGGGAAAGAUGAAGGACGGAGAAAAGAUGAAAAAACAAAAUGGCGGAAAGAAAAAGAGAAGAUUAAAGAAAGGAGAUGGGAAGAGAAAAAUAAAGGAUUUGAUGCUGGCAGAUCAGCCACCUGGCUUAGUGAGAGAGUACAAAGAAGGUGUAGUGGGACAAAAUUAA
Eurytemora carolleeae is the source of this 690-nucleotide messenger RNA. RefSeq lists its product as uncharacterized. The record is from RefSeq and is a predicted model, not a curated record. Bases 127 to 690 code for a protein of 187 amino acids. NCBI's taxonomy places the organism in Eukaryota, Metazoa, Arthropoda, Copepoda, Calanoida, Temoridae. The transcript is spliced from 4 exons.